This is a messenger RNA of Etheostoma spectabile (orangethroat darter), 2256 nucleotides long. Its product is annotated as E3 ubiquitin-protein ligase TRIM21. The record is from RefSeq and is a predicted model, not a curated record. The transcript is spliced from 7 exons. Gene Ontology annotation, molecular function: protein binding. The coding region runs from base 259 to 1926 and encodes 555 amino acids. NCBI's taxonomy places the organism in Eukaryota, Metazoa, Chordata, Actinopteri, Perciformes, Percidae.
GAUACAUUUGACAUUAUUACUUCAAAGUUCAAUGUUUUGAGGAGUUUCUAUGAACCUGAUGUCUUUCAUAAUUUUUUGCUAUUUGUAGUGUCACAAGUAAUGCUUCUUCCAUUACAGUAUGUCUCAAACCGGCAAAAAAUGACUAUUCAAACAUGAGUCUCGAAGUUUUUGACUGUGGCUGGUCCAAAGUUACAAUGUAUAAUACGCUGAAAAUACACCAGACAGAGAUGGGAUGCAAGCCAAAAGGUGUGAAGGUCGAUGAGUAAACAGCUGGAUGUCUACACCCCUUUCGAGACUGAUAUGGCGUCCGCUAGACCAUCACCCAGCGAGACUGUCUCAAUGGAGACACAUCUAACAUGCUCCAUCUGCAUGAGUCUGUUUGUGGAUCCUGUCACUACAUCUUGUGGCCACUCCUUCUGUAAGGAAUGUUUGGACCGCUGUUUUAAGCACAAUGACAGAUUGUGCCCCCUAUGCAAACAGAUUCUGAUGAAAAGACCAGAGGUGAACAUCGUUUUGAGAAGCAUUGCCGAACAGGUGAAAAAGACCCAGGAAGAAAAUGAAAAGUUUGCAGUGGCGCCCGGUGAAGUGGCCUGUGACAUUUGCACGGAGCCUAAACUGAAGGCUAAGAAGUCCUGUCUUGUGUGUCUUGCCUCGUAUUGUUCGACCCACAUGAAGAACCAUUGUUCAGCUAAAAGGUUGAAGGGCCAUAAGUUGGUGGAACCUGUGGAGAACCUGGAUGAGAGGGCCUGUCUGAAGCAUGGACGCCCCUUAGAGCUGUACAGCAGGAAGAGAGAGAGAUGCAUUUGUGUACUUUGUCUGGAAGAAGAUCAGGAGGAGGUUGUUCCUAUUGAAGAUGAAUGGGUCAAAAUGAAGGCAAAGCUUGAAAACACAAAGGCAGAGUUACAGGAGAAAAUUGUAAAGAGAAAAUCAUGGGUGGAUGAGACUAAUGCAUCUCUUCAGAGCUGCAAGGACCAGCUGGAGAAUGAGUGGUGGGAUAUUGAGAAUGUGUUCACAGCUGUGAUUGCCAUUGUGGAGGAAGCCCACGCGGCAGCUCUUAAGCCAGUACAGGACAGGAGGGAGAAGGUGGAGAGAGAGGCAAAAUACAUCCAACUGAAGUUGGAAGCUGAGAUAGACGGGCUUGAGAAGACCGUCUCUGAGCUGGACGAUAUAGCUGCUCUCGACGAUCACAUCCUUUUCCUUCAGAGUUACCCAUCUGCUAAAGACACAAACAACCUCAAAGACUCGAUGGAGGUAGAGCUCGACACAUCGCUGUCUUUCGGGACCAUGAGAAAAACCACAACCACCAUGUUGGAACAAAUUCAACAGAAACUGGAGGAUCUGACCUCCAUUGAGCUUCAGAGAGUUCCAAAGUUUACAGUGGACGUGAAGCUGGAUCCAUCCACGGCGCACCGACGCCUCAUUCUUUCUGAUGAUGGGAAAGAAGUGAAAGAUGAAGGGGAGGACCAAGAAGUAGAUGAUGCCCCGGAGAGGUAUGAUCUGUUUGCCAGCAUCCUGGGGCUCAACAGGUUGAACUCUGGGAAGUCCUACUGGGAGGUGGAGGUCAGCAGCAAGACGGGCUGGGACCUGGGCGUGGCAAGAGGCGACGCAAACCGCAAGGGGAAACUCUCCCUGAACCCAGAUAACGGUUACUGGGUUACCGUACAUUAUGAAGAUGAUAAGUACGCAGCCCUGACAGCACCGCCAGUUCGUCUUUCCCUGAAAGACAAACCUAAGAAAGUUGGGGUGUUCGUGGACUACGAGGAAGGUCUCGUGUCCUUCUACGAUGUGACAGCUCAAUCUCACAUCUACUCCUUUACUGAGUGUUCCUUUAAUGUCGAGGUCUUCCCAUAUUUCAGUCCACAUGUAAAACAAGAUGACAAAAACACUGAACCUUUGAUUAUUUGUGGUGUGAAACAUUGUGAUUAGUACAUGCAGCCCCAUAACGGUCAGUUCAUUCAUUGUUCCAGUUACAGUAGGCUAUACUAUAAUGCAUGACCAAAUGGUGCCUCCUAUAACGUGAUGAAUACAAUACUUAUAAGACUUAUGAUAGAUGAUGCAAACAAUUUGUAAAAGCAAAUGUGUCAAAUGUAGGCUACCUAUGCGGUAACUUUAGGAAUGUUAGUAGUCUACACGUGCAUUUAAUUAGUCUUGGGGGUGGGGUGCUGCACUCUACAUUCAAUGUAUCCUGAUUUACAAAAUGUGCUGUCAUUUCACAUUAUUUUGAACCUCUAAAUAAAAAUAACAAUAUCAAUUUUC